Molecule: messenger RNA, 3019 nt
Organism: Ceratina calcarata
Lineage: Eukaryota; Metazoa; Arthropoda; Insecta; Hymenoptera; Apidae
Exons: 12
Coding region: 269-2686 (805 amino acids)
Source: RefSeq, a predicted model, not a curated record
AUACAAUAAUUGAAAAUCGACGAUGCAGGCGAAACGAAAUCGUUUGCGUGGGUACUAUAGUAAGUGGACGCGCGUAGUAUUCUCUCUGACGAACUAGACUGGGCGUGCUUGUAGUUGUCCCGUAGUAAGUGUAGGCAGGUGUGGUGAACGAUACGCGUAGCUAUUCCUUUCGUUUCUUUGACGCGUUAGCUAUUUCUUUCGUUUUUUCGACGCGUUAGGAUGAACCGAUAUAACAGGAAGUAAACGUAGCGAGUCAUAUCGUCGAAAGAUGCAGUCGAUCAGCUCUAAAUUAUACGCGAGAGCGAUCAUCGUCGGGCUCUGCUGCUUGGGCGUUGGCGUUGGACAGUACGAAUGGCAACCCAGAGAUGCCUUCGACGAAAUCCGUUUAAGAAUGGACAAGAUCAAUGAGGACAAUUGCCCGAUUCAACAUCUCGGAGAUCUCUAUUUGCCGGAGGACUCGGUCUCUCAUAUACCGGAUAUCAAAGAUAUCAACAUCAACCCUGUGUUCCCGAAUAGAACCGCUCUGUUGCAUCUUCACAACAUGGCACUUAGCAGGUCGUACUUUUGGAGUUACAUCCUUCAAUCUCGGUUCAUUCGGCCCGCGAUCAACGACACCUACGAUCCGGGGAUGAUGUAUUAUUUCCUGUCAACGGUCGCUGACAUCUCCGCGAACCCGUACAUAAACGCUUCUGCCAUAUACUUUUCCCCGAACAUGUCCUAUUCCCCGUCCUACAGAGGAUUCUUCAACAAGACCAUGCCCAGAUUUGCUCCGCGAACAUUCAGGGCCGACGAUUUUAACGAUCCCAUACAUUUAGAGAGAAUAUCUACGAGAAACACGUUUACGGUGCAAGAUCUCGGCGCAUUCGCUGCUGGCAAUCUGGGCCAGGAUUAUACAACAGAUUUCUAUCGUAUAAACGAAUGGUUUAAAAAGUGGUUACCGGAUAACGUCGACAAGAGACACGAUACCAAAACCACUUAUCAAGUCGAAAUUCGAUAUGCCAACAACACUAAUGAAACAUUUACGUUCCACGGACCACCUGGUGCCGACGAAUAUCCUGGGCCUGUAAAAUGGACCAGGCCAUACUUCGAUUGCGGCAGAUCGAACAGAUGGCUCGUGGCAGCGGUUGUACCUAUCGCAGAUAUUUAUCCAAGACACACGGGAUUCAGACACAUCGAAUACCCAACGUAUACCGCGAUAUCGGUGAUAGAAAUGGAUUUUGAAAGGAUAGAUAUAAAUCAGUGUCCCAAAGGAAAGGGGAACAGCGGUCCGAACAGAUUUGCAAAUACUGCCAGAUGUAAAGAUGAAACUACGGAAUGCGAGCCAUUGCACGGCUGGGGUUUUCGACGAGGAGGGUAUCAAUGCAGAUGUAAACCAGGUUUUAGACUACCAAACGUGGUGCGACGUCCGUAUUUAGGGGAAAUUAUAGAAAGGGCGACUCAGGAACAAUAUUACAAUGGGUUCGACUGCACUAAGAUAGGAUGGAUUCAUAAAAUGCCGGUAGAGUGGAAGCGGGCAAGGCCGGAAGUCAGAGAAAAAUAUUUGGAACGGCACUAUCAUUAUAAAAAUUAUUCCACCGGUCCGAAAUCUAUCAGAUCCGAGAGGAUGAACAUAGAUCAAGCUCUUAAAUUCAUAUUGAGCGUAAAUCCGAAAACUUGCACGAAUUACACGCAAGAGGAGUUAACGUUGCGCGGGGACAUAAGCUUCGGCGCGAAAGAAUUCUUCGAAAACGAAGCAAAGAUGGCAACGAGAUUAGCGAAUUUUAUCAGCGCGUUUUUGCAGAUCUCCGAUCCACACGAAGUCUAUUCGGGCAAACGGGUGGCCGACAGGCCGCUCACCGAAGAUCAAAUGAUCGGAGAAACUCUGGCUCUUGUCCUCGGAGACACAAAAAUAUGGUCCGCCGAAAUGCUUUGGGAUCGUAACAAAUUCACGAAUAGAACGUUCUUCGCACCGUACGCUUACAAAACGCAGUUGAAUACCAGAAAGUUUAAAGUCGAGGACCUAGCCAGACUGAACGACACAGCCGAAGUUUACACGACAAAGAAUUAUUUCCGCUUAUUGAAACAAAGAUGGGCAACUAAUUUCGAUGAACUGGAACAAUUCUUCAUGAAAAUGAAGAUCAGAUUUAACGAAACCGGCGAAUACCUAAAAAAAUAUGAACACUAUCCGAAUUCGUACAGGGCGGCAAACCUGAAUCACGGACACUGGACUACCCCGUACUUUGAUUGCAACGGCAAAGUGAAGAAAUGGGUAAUUACCUAUGCAUCCCCAUUUUUCGGCUGGGACAGCUUGAGAGAGAAACUGGAAUUCAAGGGCGUCGUAGCUGUUACCAUGGAUCUACUGCAGCUUGACAUCAAUCAAUGCGACGAUGUGUUCUACGCCCCAAACGCGUUCAAGGGUACUCACAAGUGUGACAGAAAAACGUCCUACUGCGUGCCUAUCCUCGGGAGAGGCUUCGAGACCGGUGGAUACAAGUGUGAAUGCAGACAGGCCUUCGAAUAUCCUUUCGAGGAUUUGAUCACGUAUUACGAUGGGCAAUUGGUAGAAGCCGAAUUUACUAAUUUAGUUAACGACAAAGAGACCAGGUAUGACAUGUUCAAGUGUCGAUUAGCUGGCGCUUCGACCAUUGAAGUUAAUAAAUUAUUGCUAUUGACCUUUGUGAUCAUGUACUAUUUGAUCAGAAGUUAAUAAGUUCGUCACAGUAAUGACCGACGAAACAUGAGAAUAGAGAUUAUUAAUAGAGACCUAAGAAGAUAGUGCCUUCAACGUUAAAGAAGGGAACCUUUGUAAUACGCAUCACGUUAUAAUCUUUUUGAUGCUCGGCAGCUUUCGCGCUAUGAGCGCGUAACACGUACUGUUCGUUUCGAAGAAUUGUCGAGUUUACAAGUACGCUGAGGCCUUAUCGUCACAGAGCUUAAUGCUGUUUAUAACACUUUUGUAUUUUUAAUACUGCGAACUGUUUUUCGUAUAAGUUAUAACUAUACAAUGUACAGUAAAUUCCGUCCAUUUAUUCAAAUACAA